UCCUGUAUGCCUACCAUAUAACUCGGAAGUGGUGCAACUAUAAAGCUAGUAUAACCUCAAAUAUAACUUUUAUCUACCGAUGUACCAGUCAUAUUUUGGCAUGAAGAUUAUCAUGAUGGAGCCUACACCAUCUGGUCGAGAGCUACUACAGUGAACGAUUGGCUGCAGGCCUAACUGCUAGAAGAAGACUUUGACCAACGAACGUAGAGGGGGCGUAUAGGACGUCAACAGACAUUCGACUCGCAGUAAAGGAACCCUGAUCAUCUGUAGUGUUGCCGAUGUUUGGAAACAGAUCUGUGGCUUAUCUAGGAAACCGAUAGUAAUUCGUUCAUUGGUAUCAGGAGUAUGUCUCGCAUAGAUCACCGUGUUUUCAUUUUGAUAUGCCUAGUCGUUUGGAUCAUCGGUACCAGUAAUGGUGCCCGUAUUCUCCUCAGCUCUGAGGAAGGAUCUGGUAGUCACUUCUCAGUUUUGUCUACCAUCGGUCACGCUCUAUCUGACAAGGGACAUCAUGUCACAGCCCUCAUCAGCGAAGCCAACAAGGAUAUGGCUACGGAUGAUAAAUUUCGUCAUCUAAAAUUCGAUAUUUUUCCCGACUCCACGAUGGCCUAUACGAAAGAUUGGUUUGCAUUUGUAGUAAGUAAUGAAAUGAAAAAUAAAAGAUCUCUCUUUGGAAACAUCCCUUUGCCAUCACCCCGAGCCAUUUAUGGUAUCUUCAAACGUUGUCAAGAGCAGGUUGACCACGCAAUCGAGAACAAACGAAAAGGAAUUAAAUACGACUUGCUCAUCCUCGAUUUUCACAAAUCAUGUUCUGUAGUUCUUGCAGGAGCCUUGGACACACCCUAUGUCUUCGUGGUCCCAAGUGGGAUCAAGCCAUCACAAGCCCGUCGGUAUGGUUCGUCAAGUACAACCGCCUAUUAUCCGGAAAUGUCUUCAGGAUUGCAAUCUGAGAUGGGGUUCUUUAACCGUUUCUCAAAUACGUUAACAAGUAUCCAAGAAGACCUGAGUAUCUUCUUUCUGUACGAUGUCUACUACUUCUUGCUCUCUUUCCAUUUCUGGCUCUCACCUCGUGUAUCGCACAUCAUGUCUGGUUCAGAGUUGAUCUUAGUCAAUUCCGACUUUGCAGUGGAUUUCCCAUUCCCUCUCCAUCCCAAUGUCAUUACUAUUGGAGGAUUAUCAGCCAGAACUCCAAACGCCCUUAACGAGGAUUGGAUGAAGUUGAUGUCUGCAUCUCAAGAGCACGGGGUGGUCAUCUUCUCCUUGGGCACCUACGCUGAUGGUACCUUGAGGAUGGAUGAUAUCAGGACGAUUGCUCGUGUCUUUUCUUUACUCAAACAGACGGUCAUUUGGCAAUCCAAACAAGACCUACAUUCAGAUGUUUCGCUUAGUCCUAAUAUAAGGGUCUUCCCGUGGAUUCCGCAAAAUGACUUACUUGGUCAUCCGUCCGUUCGUCUUCUUAUCUUCCAUGGAGGUAACAAUGGAAUGCAUGAAGCUGUCUAUCACGGUACACCUAUGGUUGUCAUCCCAUUAGGUUUAGAUCAUUUUGAUGUUGCUGCUAGAGUAGUUCAACGUGGUAUCGGGUUGUAUCUUGACUUCUCAAGACUGACGCAGGAACACAUGCUCAAAGCCAUCAACACCGUUUUACAUGACUCGAGUUUUAAAGCCAGUGCCGAGAGGGCUUCAGAAAUUAUGAGGGGUAGACUGGACCACCCGCUUAAUCGCUCUGUUCACUGGAUCGAACACGUCCUAAAACACAAAGGAAGCUACUUACGACCUUCUAGCUCGAAACUGUACUUCUGGCAAUUAUACCUUCUUGACAUCUACAUCGCGCUGGCAAUUAUGUCCUUUAUUGCUUAUAAGUUACUUAAGUUAGUUUUAAGGUUAUCCAUACGACUUUGGAAUGAUGCUUAUAUGCGAGACCGUAUGAGGCGCUGUAAACUUAUCAGCAUCAAACACGUGAUGUUGAUCUGUGUUUUUUUCGUAAUCUUUUAUAUUUUUUUAGUACGUGUAUAACUGAUGUAUUAGAUGAUUAAAAAAAGGAAAUUGGAUUUGUCAAAAGUACAUAUUCAUGCUCUGUCUUUCCAAACACCAAGGAAAUGGUCCAUCAUAUUCUGACCUAUUAUCUCACUCUGUUAUAGACAUGGCGUCGAAAUGGAAUCCUUAACUCAAUAUACAGUGAAUCGUCCAAACCGUGAAGAAAGGGUCAGGGGUAUUAGCAGUAUGUAGAGGGCCAGUUGAUAGCAAGAGGUCGAGGAGGAACACCCCCCCUCCUGCCGAAUAUCCUGGUUACAAACCAACAUCCAGAUCUCGCUAUAGUUUGGGAACAUACAAAGUAAAUCAUGCUAAUUGAGCUUAUCGUACCUUUUCAAAGGAAUAUUGACGCCGCGCAAAGACAUAUAGGAAACACUCAUUGCAUGCCUAAAUCAUGAAUAAUCUAUCCCAAAAAUAUUUAAGAAACGGAUUCGAGUUAGUAUUACAUACGAAUCAGUCCC
This is a messenger RNA of Lytechinus variegatus (green sea urchin), 2489 nucleotides long. RefSeq names its product 2-hydroxyacylsphingosine 1-beta-galactosyltransferase-like. The coding region runs from base 346 to 2010 and encodes 554 amino acids. The record is from RefSeq and is a predicted model, not a curated record. Gene Ontology annotation, molecular function: UDP-glycosyltransferase activity. The transcript has 5 exons. NCBI's taxonomy places the organism in Eukaryota, Metazoa, Echinodermata, Echinoidea, Temnopleuroida, Toxopneustidae.